AUGCCCAAAGUCGUCAUUACGGGCGCCUCCGGCAAGUUGGGCGGCGCCGUCCUUCGCAACCUGCUCGCGUACAAGCUGCUACCACCACAGGACAUCGUCGUCACGACCUCUGGAUCUCCGAACGACCCACGGUGGCUGAUCCCCCAAGAGCAGGGCGUCACCGUGCGCCAUGCAUCUUACGACGACAAGGCCACCAUGGAGGCCGCCUUCCGCGGUGGCGAGCGCCUUCUCCUCGUCUCCACUCCACGCAUCAGCAUGGACUUCAAUGACGCGCCCUACGGCCAUGGCCGCGAAGCCCACCACUUCGCUGCUAUCGAGGCAGCGCGCGCCGCUGGUGUGAGGCAUAUCUACUACACUUCCCUUGGCUUCGGCUCCUCCAGCAGCAAAGCCGGCGUCAUGCGCGCCCACAACCGCACCGAGGACUACCUGCGCAUGCUCUCCGACACCAGCCACACCAUCCUGCGCGAGGGCCUGUACAACGAGUCGUGGCCGCUGUACCUCGGUCACGGCCAUCUGUCUGGCGACGACGACCGAGACGAGAUCAUCGUCGCUGGCGACGGCAGGAUCAGCUGGGCCGCCAUAGACGAUCUGGGCCUGGCUACGGCCAGCAUAUUGAUUGACGAGUCACAGCGUUAUUGUGGCAUUACCGCCACUUUGGCUACCACCUUGCCCAUCACUUUGCGAGAGGUCGCUGCCAUGGUGUCGGCAGCCAAAGCCCGUAAGAUUGAGCUAAAGGUCGUUGGUCGUGACGAGCACGAGAAAUACUACAUUGAGCAACGCGGCCUAGAAGCACCCUACGUCAAGUGGUGGUCCCUAACGUAUGACGCCGUACGUGAAGGCGAGUGUGACAAUCAGGAUACUCUGCUAGAACAGAUCCUGGCGAAGCACAACCGCAAGCCUAAACCGCUGCAAGCGACGAUAAGGGAGAUGUUGGAACGACAGGCAUAG
Lasiodiplodia theobromae is the source of this 948-nucleotide messenger RNA. RefSeq names its product NmrA-like family protein. The transcript has a single exon. The record is from RefSeq and is a predicted model, not a curated record. Lineage: Eukaryota; Fungi; Ascomycota; Dothideomycetes; Botryosphaeriales; Botryosphaeriaceae. Bases 1 to 948 code for a protein of 315 amino acids.